This is a messenger RNA of Lucilia cuprina (Australian sheep blowfly), 532 nucleotides long. RefSeq lists its product as uncharacterized. The record is from RefSeq and is a predicted model, not a curated record. Bases 1 to 351 code for a protein of 116 amino acids. NCBI's taxonomy places the organism in Eukaryota, Metazoa, Arthropoda, Insecta, Diptera, Calliphoridae. The transcript has a single exon.
AUGCACAAACUGAUCAAACAGUGUCAAUGUCCAGAUGGUUACAGUGCCACACGUGUAAUGGAUGAUGAUGGCGCCGGCAUAUUCAUGGACAAUCAGUACAAUUUCAAUAUGCAUUGCAAGAAAGAGGGUGGCGUUUUAGGAGGCGGUUAUUUGGUUGGUCUCAUCGCAUUCGCACGUAAAUUUGCCCGUUGUAUUCUAACACUAACAAUGUUAAUUGGCAUUGUUUGUGUAACAUUUUAUUUUUGUUCCAUGUCCCGUGAAUCCACCUCGGCUCUAACAACGACUAGUGCUUUGGUGCAUGUAACCGAGGCCGAAUAUACAAUAACAUCUUUAAACUGGGAUACAUCUUAAGCGGGAGUUGGGCAAAUUUUGCAGUAAAUGUAGAAUAAAACUUAGAAUCCUUUUGUAUGUGUGUGUGUGCGUGUAUAUUAAAAGUACUGCGGUUUAGUUGAUAAUUAAUUCCUAUAAUUCCUUUUAAAUGUUUUCAGUUCACAUUGUACUCUUGUGUAAAUAAAUCCAUUUUUUUUCUUUA